Messenger RNA from Funneliformis caledonium, 157 nucleotides. NCBI's taxonomy places the organism in Eukaryota, Fungi, Glomeromycota, Glomeromycetes, Glomerales, Glomeraceae. The record is from the annotation of a GenBank genome assembly.
CCUAACUCUUCCAGAAUAUUAUUGUAAAAGUGGUCAAAUUGAAGUAACUGAAACUAGUCUGACAAAAGUAAUUUUAACAGCAUAUGCAAGUAUAUUCAAGAAUUUACAUGAUAUUCUGGUCAUGGAAUUAUGGGUUGGAAUAAUAAAAAUAUUUUAG